AUGUCGCUGGAGCAGUAUUCACUGUUGAGCAUCGAAAUAAUAACGCAGUUCUGCGAGCAGCUUGCAAAAGUUGUUUCGAAACGUAUCCCUGAGAACGCGCCGUAUGCAUCCCGAUUUGUGCAGCUCCUUUCCAAAACGUUGUCUAUCGAUGCAGCAGUAAAGGAGGAAAUCGAAGGCGUCGAAUGGGAUGCUCAGUUGAAGGUCGAAAUGGAGGGGAACAUAACAAAGGUGAUGCAACUGGUUGCACAAAAAAUCGAGCAGCGUCUUGUGCUUGACCCAAGCAUUCUUCAGAUGGGCGAGCGCAUCAGCAGCGCCCAGAUGCAAAAUUAUGCGGCACUCUCUGUGGCCCAUUCGUUAAGUACGUCAUGGCCUACACACGCAGAACCUCUGACACGAAUAUUGCGACAAGCGCGGGAAGCGAUAAUGGAUGUUGCUCGCUCAUCAGUUUUCACGAUUUUAGCGUCAAUGCACAACGAGGAAUUAAGCAACCCAUCGCCGUACGCUAAGGAAUUAUGCAACUACUUGCGAGUCUUUUUGCUACAUGCGCCUCUAUUUCUGAAUUUUCCUGGUUCCGGAGAGAUUUUGACCACUUUUCUGGAUUACACUGUGGAGCUGUUUCUGCUGAGUUCGUCUCUCAUACGGCCUCUUUCUUCGGAUCAGCUGAACUGCCUAUCUCUGGAUCUGCAGUACAUUGCUUCGCAGGGCCUCUCUCUGUUCGAUGUGCAGUCCUCUGUCCUGCGUAACGUGCCCCAGUUUGCUGAAGCUUUCAAACUGCCUCCGGAGCAGCUUCCAGAUUGCGAUGCUUUGCCGUUUUGGUUUGUUGUGCAGCUGCUGAUAAGUCUGAGUGAGGAAUCGUUGAUAUCGCCGCAUGUGUCGGCCGGUUGGUCGUUGCAAGAGUAUUUGCGAUGGUUCCUGAAUCACAGCAAUGCAGAUCGUAUCAGUUUCAUGUCUUCGCUGAUGCGCUCCUAUACCUCAUCAGUCAUCGCAGGCGGCCGCACUGAAUAUGUCACCUACUACCCACUCAUCAUGAACAUCCUCCAAAAGGUUGUUAGCAGCACCUAA
Gongylonema pulchrum is the source of this 1062-nucleotide messenger RNA. NCBI's taxonomy places the organism in Eukaryota, Metazoa, Nematoda, Chromadorea, Rhabditida, Gongylonematidae. The record is from the annotation of a GenBank genome assembly.